GUGUGGUAUUUUAGUCUGCUUGGGAUGAAUGCAGACGUCCCCUUCUCUCUGAACUAUUCUCUUUUCAGAGCCGGCAGCCCCUUGCUGAGUUGGUCGCAAUCAUUGUUUCUCUGCAGCAUUAACCACAUUCCAGAGAGGCGCAGCGCAUCCUGUCUCCAUCCCCGCAUUCCUUUUACGCGAACGAGUCCCCUGCACAAAACGACCUUUAGUUUGGAUUUUCCACCGCUCAGUGCGCACAGAUUUAUGCGCAGAGGGUAUUUAUCCCCUAUCCGAUUAUCCAGAAUACUUUGAUAUAUGGUCUAGUGAGAAAAAGAGAAAUCUAGAGGAAAAACCAACAAGGGGAAAUUCCUCCGCGCAGCGCGCCAUUGACUGUAAAGACCUUUCAACUUAACAAAAACUGAAGUUGACAAACGUAUCCCCGUCGGCUGAAACUGUGAGAAAGAGUUUGUUUUUUCGGUGAACGGGGCCGAGCUGAAGACGACGAUGCGGAUCUCGGCGGAGGUUCGGGUCCUCGGCGGUGGUUUUGUGUGAAUGCGCUCGGCUGUAGCUCGGCGUUUUGUUUUGAUUUCCAUGUGAAAUGGAAUGAGUGUCGGCGGUGCUCGGUAGUUCGUCUGGAGCGGAGCGCACUCUCAACUUGUUUCUGGCGUCUGGAGAAGCACAACAUGGAUCACUACCAGGAAGAUCUGGGACUCCGGGCCAGUAAACUGAUGGAGGAUCUUUCCUUAUAUGAUGCCUAUAAAGACGGGAUGUACAACGCGAGGCGAGACUUGGUCAUUAACCCCGAUCUGGACUUCUCAUCGGAGCAUAAAAGUAAACCAAUGAAUGGCACCUCUGUGCUCCAUCAGCAGCAUCACACAGUGGAGAAUUUCACGGCUGGGAAUAAAGUGUACAACGCGGCUCCGGUGCGUCCUGUGAACUGCAACCGGGCCGUUCCCGUGGAUUUUUGCACACCUCAAAGAGACGCCGUUUACAGUGAGGAGGGCUGUUGCACCAAAUCCGAGGUGGCUCUGCCGUGUUACACCGGCGCCUCGGAGCGGCACAGGAGGUUCUCCCUGGAGGUGCAGGGCCACAGGUACAGCACCGGAUCCACCUUCGACGGCGUCCCCCUCAACAAACCGGUGGCUCUGCCCGGCAACAGGUGCAACAGUGUGUGCAUCACCAGCAGCCACGACGGCAGAUACAACCCCACCAGCCCCAGGUCCAGCCUCGCAUCCUCUCUGUCCUCCCAGGAGCAGAGCAAGCAUGCGAGCCCGAGGUCGAGCAUCAGCAGCCCGCGGACCAGUCUGGUGGUUCCGGGCCAGGACAGGUACACCAGCCCCAGGUCUAGUCUGGUGCACUGUGAGGGGAGCAGCGUCCUCAGCCCCAGAUCCAGCUAUGCAAGCACCGCCAGCGACACCAGUAAACACUCCAGUCCACGGGCCAGUCUGAACAGCUGUGACUGCUGCAGCAAACCCAGCAGCAACCGAACCAGCGGCAUCAGCAUGGGCUACGACCAGAGGCACACCAGCCCCAGGUCCAGCACCGCCAGCCAGUACUCCUUCACCACCAGCCCCAGAUCGAGUUACUCCGACUCCCGGUACGGGCCCGUGGUCAACCACGACCUGGAGGGGGCGAUUUUACACGCGGCUCCUCUGGCGAGUCCGCGCUCCAGCAUCUGCAGCCAGGACGGGAGCGCACGGCCGGGGACCGCGGCCAACUGCGUGGUCAGUCCCCGGUCCAGCAUCUCCAGUCACAGCUCCAGAAGCUCCAGGAGCUCCAGGGGAUCAAUGAGCACCUACCCGGAUCUGCAGCUGCCCUCACCCAGAUCCUCAAUGUUGGGGAGUAGUUUACACGAGGACACGCUGCUGCAGGACUUUGGAGACUCCAACGGGAGUUUACAGACCCGCAUCAGCCAUCUGUCUGCGGUGCCAGAGCCCCAGCCCCAGCCCCCCCAGCCCCAGCAGCAGCCUCAGUCAGCCCAGACCGUGGAGAUGACCGCGGGCUCCCCAUCAGCAUUUACUUAUGGCAUGUCCUCCAAAGGGUCCUCGAGCCAGAGGUUUAAGUUACCUUACCAGGUGACCCCCAGUAGAGAGAAUGGGCCAAGCCAGGCUGAGAGACGGCUGGAGGCACUGACCCUGGAGCUGGAAAAGGAGUUAGAGAUGCACAUGAAAAAGGAAUAUUUUGGUAUCUGUGUCAAAUGUGGGAAGGGUGUGUACGGAGCCAGCCAAGCCUGCCAGGCCAUGGGCAACCUUUACCACACAAACUGCUUCACCUGCUGCUCCUGUGGGCGGAGGCUGCGAGGGAAAGCGUUCUACAAUGUCAAUGGAAAAGUCUACUGCGAGGAAGAUUUCCUGUAUUCCGGUUUCCAGCAGACUGCCGAGAAGUGCUUUGUGUGUGGUCACCUCAUCAUGGAAAUGAUCCUCCAGGCGCUGGGCAAGUCCUAUCACCCCGGCUGUUUCCGCUGCGUGGUGUGUAAAGAGGGUCUAGAUGGCGUGCCUUUCACAGUGGACGUCGAGAACAAUAUCUACUGUGUCAAAGACUACCACACGGUUUUUGCUCCUAAAUGUGCCUCCUGCAACCAGCCCAUCCUUCCAGCCCAGGGCUCGGAGGAAACCAUUCGAGUUGUAUCCAUGGACAAGGACUACCAUGUGGAGUGUUACCACUGUGAGGACUGUGCUCUUCAGCUGAAUGAUGAGGAGGGCCACCGCUGUUACCCACUGGAAGGCCACCUUCUCUGCCACGGCUGCCACAUCCACCGACUUCAAUCCCAGGUCCCUGCCCACCCGCCCCCCAGCUACCCUCUCCAUGUCACGGAGCUGUGAGGGGGACAGGGGUGGGCGGGAGCUAAGCCCUCUCUCCAUUGUGACCUGAGAACACCAGCCACCAGAAGAAAGGCCUGACUCUUCUGGCCAGUUCACCCAGCAUUUCCAGGGAAGCCUCUGUGUGGCCCCUGGAGCCUCUGCUCCUGUCCUCUAACUGGACGGCCCAACUGUGGACUUCCACCCACAGCGCAGCUCCCACCAAAAGCUCUGCUGUCACAUGACAGGGCUGGGAAAAAAGCUUCCCUCCCCUCCAUCUGUGGUUUUUCCUCCCCUUUCCUUUUGGGUGUCUGACCCUCAAAGCCAACAUGCUGGCUCACCCAGAGGCCCCUGGUGACGUCACACCUCCUGACCCCUGCACAUUCUUCAAAGUGAAGGAUUUUGAAUUGGAAGAGAAAAGGCAAAAUGUUCUCUCUUUUUGCUUCCCUCUCUUCCUUUCCAUGUUUUUCAUUCCUGUGCUCUGACUGAAGCGGUUUACCGCAAUGAAUUCAGCAGUGCUGUCACGGCUGAGAACGCUGCUGAUCUCGGUGUCGGGAAGGCCAGGGAACGAGCCAUUACAUUCCAGUGCUGGCUGGACCGGACAGGCCCCAGGGUGGGCAUGCUGUGCCUUCAGAGCGGGCUCUCUCCGUGCAGCAUCGUGACACAGAAAAGACCUGUUAGCUCAUCGCUCCCUACCCCAGUAUAACAGAUGCACCGUAGCACCAGUGGCACUGCCACAGAGCUGGAGGACCGACUGACAUUCCACGUAGACGUCUUAGAUGAGACCUUGAGAGAUUCACAAGCAGUGUCUUAAUUAAUGAUUAUAUUAUGACAGAAAAAGAAAAUUUUAGAAGCACAUAGAUUGUCUUUUAUAUAUGAAUAUAUAUUUUGCAGAUGUUUUCCACAUAAGAUCCUAGAUUUAGAUUCUUGUUUUUUUUGUUGCUGUGCUCAUGAAAGAGUCAGAGGUGGAAUAUUGUGUGUGUCGCACAGUCUGAAUCCUCUGAAGUGUUUGGGUCUGAUGUAUCAUUUCUCCUUCAGGACACAGAGUCUCUACAUAUCUGUCUGUCAUUCAGAGAUACAGAGGCCUUUUUUAGGAGCAGAUCUGGUUCAAACUGUAUUUGCAUGUAAUGUUUUAUUCCACCUUGGGUGUCAGAUAGAUAGAUAUUUUUUACCGGUGAGUUUUUAACACUGAAACUCUGUGUUCAUCAAACAGAUCUCCUGACUAGCCUGUUUUUAUUUGAAUGGAAAGUCUUCACUGUUUAUGUGUUCCAGUAACUCAUUGACUUGUGUAUACAUGAGUAGCACAUAGUAUCUCUUUAUUAGUGAUUUAUUACAGUCUUAAUCUUCUUUGAUUGUCCUCCUGAUAUGGCAUAUGCCUAAUAAGAUGGACAAGAUCAUAAAUCAUGUGUAACCGCUUUUUUAUAACUGAAAUAAGGAGGUUAUUGAGGUACAACUGCAGACUGUGGUCACACAGAAUAAGGCAUUGAUAAGUGCUUUUUACUGAAUAAUGAAGAGCAGUGUGCUGUCUU
Messenger RNA from Sphaeramia orbicularis (orbiculate cardinalfish), 4306 nucleotides. RefSeq names its product WT1 interacting protein (gene wtip). Gene Ontology annotation, molecular function: transcription corepressor activity. The transcript is spliced from 8 exons. Gene Ontology annotation, cellular component: adherens junction; P-body; transcription regulator complex. Gene Ontology annotation, biological process: response to hypoxia; cytoskeleton organization; regulation of DNA-templated transcription. Lineage: Eukaryota; Metazoa; Chordata; Actinopteri; Kurtiformes; Apogonidae. The record is from RefSeq and is a predicted model, not a curated record. Bases 663 to 2801 code for a protein of 712 amino acids.